Molecule: messenger RNA, 1828 nt
Organism: Frankliniella occidentalis (western flower thrips)
Lineage: Eukaryota; Metazoa; Arthropoda; Insecta; Thysanoptera; Thripidae
Product: facilitated trehalose transporter Tret1-2 homolog
Exons: 5
Coding region: 174-1577 (467 amino acids)
Biological process (GO): transmembrane transport
Cellular component (GO): membrane
Molecular function (GO): transmembrane transporter activity; RNA binding
Source: RefSeq, a predicted model, not a curated record
CUGUCUGAGUGGAUGCUGGUGCUGAUAAGACGCGGUGGUGGGGGCCGUGAGCGAAUCGUGCCGGGAGAGCGAGCCUCCAAUCGCGGCACACGGCGGGCACGGCAGUGUCGAGGCGUCUUGGAGUCGGCCCGGCCACCCCACCUUCUGCAACGACCUCGAGCUCAGCCACCACCAUGACGCCCUGCGAGCUGAGCCAGGCGCGCUCCGUGGCGCCGGUGCUGCUGCUCGCGCUGACGCAGGGCCUGGCGCUGGGCUGGUCUUCCCCGGCCGUGGCCAAGCUGCGCGCGGGCGAAGGCCCCUUCAAGCCCACCAUUGACGAGCUCUCGUGGAUCGUGUCCUUCUUCAGCCUCGGCAUCCUGGCCGGUUCCUUGGUGGGCGCGCAGGUGUUCGCGCGCGCCGGCCGCCGCACCACGCUCAUGCUGGGCCCCGUGCUGCUGGGCGCGUGCUCCGCCGUCACCUUCUCCGGCUCGUCGGCGCAGCCCGUUUACCUGGCCCGGCUGCUGGGCGGCGCGGGCCACGGCAUCGGCGUGUCCUUCUCGUCCAUCUACGUCGCCGAGGUGACGGACACGGCGCUCCGCGGCCGCCUCAUCCUGGUGACCAACCUGCUCCUCAUGGCCGGGCCGCUGCUGUCGUACGCCGCCGGGCCGCUGCUCUCGUACUCCGUGCUCGCGCUCGCCCCGCUCGUCACGGCCGCCGCCGCGCUCGUGCUCGCCGUCGGCCGCGGCUGGAUGAAGGAGACGCCCCUCUACCUCGCCUCCAAGGGCAAGGCCGACGAGGCGCUGGCCAACCUGCGCGCCCUCCGCGUCGGCAAGAAGGACGAGGAGGUUCGGGGUGAGUUCGCGGCCAUUCUGAAGACGGUGAAGCAGCAGCAGUCCGGCGGGGGCAGCUCGCUCCGGGACGUGUUCGCCGACCCCACGGCCAAGCGCGCCGCCAUCCUCUGCCUCGUCCUCACCGGCUCGUUUGCCGCCCUCGGGAUCACCACGGUGCUUGCCUUCACCCAACAGAUCGUGGAGGAGGCCGGCGCGCCGCUGAGCCCCGCCGUGUGCAGCGUGGUCCUGGUGGCCACCAACAUCGCGUCGGUGCUGGGCUCCAUGCCGGUCGUCGAGCGCCUCGGCCGCCGCACCAUCCUGGCCGGUUCGGCGUUCGGCAACGCCGCCGCCCUGGGCUCGCUCACCGCCUUCCUGCUCGCCCGCGACGUGCUCGGCGCGGACGUGUCGGCGCUGCACUGGCUGCCCCUGGCCGCGCUCGUGGCCUACAUGGCGUCCACGGGCAUGGGCAUCAUCACGAUCCCGCACGUGCUCGUGAGCGAGCUGCUGCCGCAGCGCGCCAAGGCGUCCGUCGCGCCGCUGUCGGGCGCCCUGGUGGCGCUGUCCGCCUUCGCGCUGCACAAGAGCUUCUUCCUCGUGGGCCGCGCGCUCGGCUUCGGCGUGCCCUUCGCCUUCUUCGCCCUGUACAACCUCGGCUACGCCAUCUUCGUGGCCACCUGCGUCCCGGAGACCAAGGGCAAGACGCUGGCCCAGGUCCAGGAGAUGCUGGCCUCCGCCGCGGCCGCCACCGACAAGAAGAAGAAAAAGUAGAGGUGAAAUGGAUCAGCCUUUCAUUUUUCAACAUUCCCUCCGAGAAAUGUUGGUGUCUUCGAUCUCCGUGUCGUUAAGAACUACUCAGUGGUUUCGUGGUAAGCGAAAUUACCGCACUGACCCCGUGCAAUUUUAUUUUCCAUCCAUCGCUAAACAGUGACUUUAGCAUUUCUUAAUUUCAGAGUACAAUACAUAUAGUUUAUUUUCUUGUUAUGUGUGAGGUGUUGCAAUACAUUUGUAUUUUGUCAAUA